UUCUAACACAUGAUGAAUACUAACAUUUGUAACACAAUUGACCAUUCCCUCUUAAAUCCCUGUCAAGCAUCUACUCCAAUAAUCGCACACGAUACAUCUAUAGUAAGAAAACGUGGACGACGUUCUACAAUACCUCCGGAAUAUCGAGAGCAAACAAGGAAACUUAAAAAACAAAAUCUGGAACGUCGUAGAAGAGCUUGUAUAUCAGAUAAAAUGAAUGCAUUGCAUAAUUUAGCUAUGGAUUUAAUCGGUGAAGACCCAACACAAUACCAAAAAAUUGAAAAAACUGAUAUUCUGAAUAUUUGUCACAGUGUCUUUGAAAAUGUUGUCGCUAUCGUGAAUGAACAACCAGAUAUACGUGAACGUGUAAAUCAGUUACGUAAUGAAUUUCAUGAUAAAUUAUAUUCAAAUCAAUCUAAUUCACUCAAAGAAAACAGUAUUGAUGAAGGUAACAAUAUGAAAAAGAGUAUAAACAGUUCAAUCCCAUUGAAUCAUCAUAUUGAAACCAAUUCACACAAUCAUUGUUAUCAAAGACAACAGAAUGUAUUGAAAACUCUUAAUUCGAAUGAAAUUACCUCUUCAAGACUAUUCAAUAAUUGUCCUAUUCAUCAUCAUUUCCCUAAAAGAUUUCAUUCAACACUGAAUACAACAAUAAAAAGACCAAUAACUAGAACAGAUACUGAAAUCAGAUCAAUACAAAUUACUCCUUCUGGACAGUCUAUAGACAGUGGAUUUGAAGAUAUUGAAAAUACAACAAUAGAUUUAUUACAAUCAUCACAAACAACAACUUAUAUACAAUCACAAAUAAUAAAGAUACCAAAAAAAAUGAUACAAUAUCAUCAUCAAUAUGAUGUUAAACAAUCUCAAAGUGGAAAUGAUGAACAAGUAAUUGAUUUAUCAUUUAAAAAAUUAAAUCAGAUUGAUAAACAUGAAGAAAUGUAUUCACUUGAUAAAAAAAAUGUUUGGAGACCAUAUUUAGACUAAAAACUUUCGAUUCCAUUGUCUUUCCUUUUGUAUACUAUUCUUCUAUUAAACAUUUUCUUAUUCACUCAAUAGAUAGAACAACUAC
Messenger RNA from Heterobilharzia americana, 1069 nucleotides. The record is from the annotation of a GenBank genome assembly. Lineage: Eukaryota; Metazoa; Platyhelminthes; Trematoda; Strigeidida; Schistosomatidae.